GCCAUUACUGCCCCCUUCAAUCCUGUUCCAGAACAGACAAACAUGGAUUCCGAUGCAGGCUUCGACCAGAUUCCCAAGAGCAUCGCCUCUCACUCCUCAGGCACUGAUCCAAAGACAGAAAUCGAAACACCCAUGUUUGAAAUCAAGCAACUCCCAGGGAAAGGGAAAGGCUUGGUUGCUCGUGUUGACAUAUCCGAAGGCACUCGCAUUCUCUGUGAGAAGCCGCUCCUCGCCGUUCAUGGAUCCAUUCCGCCGGAGGAACUGGAACUGGUCUUGGCUGCAAAGCUCAAAACCAUGACCAAGGCCCAGCAAAGACAAUUCUUCUCGCUUCACAACAACUUUCCAGGAAAGAAUGUUCUGCGCGCAAUAGUUAAGACAAAUGGCCUCCCCUGCGGGCCAGGUUCAAACGAGGGUGGAGUGUACCCUACCAUCUGCCUCAUCAACCACAGUUGCCUCCCGAAUUCCCACAACAAUUGGAACAGUCAGGCCGAGCAUGAGACGAUCCAUGCUAUUCGUCCGAUCAGGGCUGGAGAGGAAAUCACUAUCCCAUACGAUCACGGAGGCCCAUCCGCCGCCCGACAGGCGUUCCUGAAGCAAGCGUUCGGCUUCGACUGCCAGUGCGCCAUCUGCACGCUCCCGCCCGACCAGCUCCGAGAAAGCGACACCCGCCGCCUCGCGAUGCAGGACCUCGACGAAGCUAUCGGUGACCCGAUGCGUAUGGCAACCAAGCCGGCCGAGAGUCUUCGGGACUGUCAGACAAUGCUCCGUACCCUGGACAAGGAGUUCGCCGGCCACACUGGAGCCCAUAGCUGCCGGUUGUACUACGACGCCUUUCAGAUCUGUGUCUCACAUGGGGACCAGGCUCGCGCGGGUGUCUUUGCGGAGAAGGCGUACCAGGCCAGGGUCUGUGUCGAGGGCGAGGACAGCCCUGAGACCCAGAGGAUGAAGUCAUUUUCAAGGAAGCCGUCUCUUCACGAGAACCACGCAAAAGCCUCGACGGAUUGGAAGACAAAGAAGAGCAUGGUUCCCAGGGGUCUUGAUGAGGCACAGUUCGAGGUAUGGUUGUUCAGAGACCGGCGUUAGAGCUGCGAGG
Messenger RNA from Diaporthe batatas, 1093 nucleotides. RefSeq lists its product as uncharacterized. Gene Ontology annotation, molecular function: protein binding. The coding region runs from base 43 to 1083 and encodes 346 amino acids. The record is from RefSeq and is a predicted model, not a curated record. Lineage: Eukaryota; Fungi; Ascomycota; Sordariomycetes; Diaporthales; Diaporthaceae. The transcript has a single exon.